Molecule: messenger RNA, 3426 nt
Organism: Acanthosepion pharaonis
Lineage: Eukaryota; Metazoa; Mollusca; Cephalopoda; Sepiida; Sepiidae
Source: the annotation of a GenBank genome assembly
AUGGGCCGACCAGGAUUUUCACCAAGAGGAGGUGGCCGAGGAGGCUUUGGAGGUCGAGGGGGUGGUCGUGGAGGAUUUGGUAGUCGUGGCGGCCGUGGUGGUGGCAGGGGUGCUAGACGUGGUGGUAUGAGAGGUGGAAAAAAUGUAAUUAUCGAGCCUCAUCGACAUCAGGGGGUAUUUAUUGCUCGAGGCAAGGAAGAUGCCCUUGUGACCAAAAACAUGGUUGUUGGUGAUUCAGUCUAUGGCGAGAAAAAGAUUGUAGUGGAGGAGGGAGAAAACAAAAUAGAAUACAGAGCUUGGAAUCCAUUCAGGUCCAAAUUGGCUGCUGCAAUUCUUGGUGGCAUUGAUGAUAUUCAUAUGAAACCAGGAAGCAAAGUUUUGUAUCUUGGUGCGGCUUCAGGGACCACAGUGAGCCAUGUGUCUGACCUAGUUGGUCCAGAAGGUUUGGUAUAUGCUGUCGAAUUCUCACAUCGGAGUGGUCGGGACCUCUUGAAUGUGGCCACUAAGCGAACCAACAUAGUUCCAAUCAUAGAAGAUGCUAGACACCCUCUCAAGUACAGAAUGCUUGUAGGAAUGGUAGACACCAUUUUUGCUGAUGUUGCUCAACCAGACCAAGCUCGAAUUGUUGCUCUUAAUGCACAUCAUUUCUUGAAAAACAGCGGCCAUGUUGUCAUUUCAAUCAAGGCUAAUUGUAUUGAUUCUACUGCUGAACCAGAAGCUGUAUUUGCUGGAGAAGUUUCCAAACUUAGAUCAGAAAAAAUCAAGCCACUUGAACAGCUUACAUUGGAGCCAUAUGAGAGAGACCAUGCAUUUUAUAAUCCUUUCUUCCUCCUUAUCUUCUUUUUUCCGACCGACUCCAUUUUUUUUUUUUUUUUUUUUUCCCUUUUCUUCUCCCCACCUCUCCCGUUUUCUUCUCCCCCACCUCUCUGUUUUCUUCUCCCCCACCUCUCCCGUUUUCUUCUCCCCCACCUCUCCCGUUUUCUUCUCCCCCACCUCUCGUUUUUUCUCCCCCCUCUCCCGUUUUCUUCUCCCCCACGUUUCUUCUCCUCCCGUUUUCCGUUUUUUUCUCCCCCACCUCUCCCGUUUUCUCCCCCACCUCUCCCGUUUUCUUCUCCCCCCCCACCUCCCCCUCUCCGUUUUCUUCUCCCCCCACCUCUCCCGUUUUCUUCUCCCCACCUCUCCCGUUUUCUUCUCCUUUCCCCCCGAUCAAUGUCUACCCAUAGCUCUGUCUCCUCUUCUUCUCCCCGGCUUGCUCGCUCUGUCUCCUCUUCUUCUCCCAGCUCCUUUCGCUCUGUCUCCCUUCUCCUCCCAGCUUCCUUUCGCUCUGUCUCCUUCUCCUCCCUUUCCUUUCGCUCUGUCUCCGCUUCUCCUCCCAGCUUUCGCUUUCGCUCUGUCCCUUCUCCUCCCAUUUCGCUUUCGCUCUGUCUCCGCUUCUCCUCCCCGGCUCGCUCGCUCUGUCUCCGCUUCUCCUCCCCGGCUCGCUCGCUCUGUCUCCGCUUCUCCUCCCAGCUCCUUCCGCUCGCUCUCUCUCCUGUCCCUUCUCCUCCCAGCUUCCGCUCUGUCUCCUUCUCCUCCCAGCUCUCGCUCUGUCUCCUUCUCCUCCCAGCUCUUUCGCUCUGUCUCCCUUCUCCUCCCAGCUCGCUCGCUCUGUCUCCCUUCUCCUCCCAGCUUUCGCUCGCUCUGUCUCCUUCUCCUCCCAGCUUUCCUUCGCUCUGUCUCCCUUCUCCUCCCAGCUGCUUCUCUCUGUCUCCCUUCUCCCAGCUUCUUCGCUCUGUCUCCCUUCUCCUCCCAGCUUCCUUUCGCUCUGUCUCCCUUCUCCUCCCAGCUUUCGCUCGCUCUGUCUCCACUUCUCCUCCCAGCUUCCUUUCGCUCUGUCUCCUUCUCCUCCCAGCUUCCUUCGCUCUGUCUCCGCUUCUCCUCCCAGCUCGCUCGCUCUCUCAACUUCUCCUCCCGGCUCGCUUCCUCUUCCUUCUCCUGUCUCCGCUUCUCUGUCUCCUUCCUCCCGCUCUGUCUCCCUUCUCCUCCCAGCUUUCCUUCUCUGUCUCUCUUCUCCUCCCAGCUGCUUCGCUCUGUCUCCUUCUCCUCCCCUUUCCUUCGCUCUGUCUCCCUUCUCCUCCUUUCCUCGCUCUGUCUCCCUUCUCCUCCCCUUCCGCUCUGUCUCCCUUCUCCUCCCAGCUUUCCUUCGCUCUGUCUCCUUCUCCUCCCAGCUUCCUUUCGCUCUGUCUCCUUCUCCUCCCAGCUUUCCUCUGUCUCCCUUCUCCUCCCAGUCUCGCUCUGUCUCCCUUCCCUCCUUCCUUUCGCUCUGUCUCCCUUCUCCUCCCUUUCCUUUCGCUCUGUCUCCCUUCUCCUCCCAGCUUUCGCUCUGUCUCGCUCUGUCUCCUCUUCUCCUCCCAUUUCCUUCGCUCUGUCUCGCUCUCCUCCCAGCUUCCUUUCGCUCUGUCUCCCUUCUCCUCCAGCUUCCUUCGCUCUGUCUCCCUUCUCCUCCCCUUUCCUUCGCUCUGUCUCCCUUCUCCUCCCGGCUCCUUUCGCUCUGUCUCCUUCUCCUCCCCAGCCUGCUUUCGCUCUGUCUCCCUUCUCCUCCCAUUUCCUUCGCUCUGUCUCCCUUCUCCUCCCAUUUCCUUUCGCUCUGUCUCCUUCUCCUCCCAGCUUCCUUUCGCUCUCUCCCUUCUCCUCCCAGUCCACUUCGCUCUGUCUCCCUUCUCCUCCCAGCUUCCUUUCGCUCUGUCUCGCUUCUCCUCCCUUCUCCUUCCUUCGCUCUGUCUCCCUUCUCCUCCCAGCUUCCUUUCACUCUGUCUCCGCUUCUCCUCCCAGCUUCCUUUCGCUCUGUCUCCCCUUCUCCUCCCCCCCUCGCUCUGUCUCCCUUCUCCUCCCAGCUUUCCUUUCGCUCUAUCUCCCUUCUCCCCCCUUUCCUUUCGCUCUGUCUCCCCCUUCUCCUCCCAGCUUCCUUCUCUGUCUCCUUCUCCUCCUUUCCUUUCGCUCUGUCUCCCUUCUCCUCCUUUCCUUUCGCUCUGUCUCCCUUCUCCUCCCAGCUUUCCUUCGCUCUGUCUCCGCUUCUCCUCCCAGCUUAUUUCGCUCUGUCUCCUUCUCCUCCCCCUUCACUCUGUCUCCCUUCUCCUCCCUCCCUUCUCUGUCUCCUUCUCCUCCCAUUUCCUUUCGCUCUGUCUCCCUUCUCCUCCCAUUUCCUCGCUCUGUCUCCUUCUCCUCCCCUUUCCUCGCUCUUCGCUCUGUCUCCCUUCUCCUCCCAGCUUCGCCCUCGCUCUGUCUCCCUUCUCCUCCCAGCUCGCUCGCUCUGUCUCCUUCUCCUCCCUUCCUUCGCUCUGUCUCCCUUCUCCUCCCAUUUCCUUUCGCUCUGUCUCCUUCUCCUCCUCCCAUUUCGCUCUGUCUCCGCUUCUCCUCUCCUUUCUCUCUUCCAAUUAUUGUAGAUAA